CUCUUCUCCUGCCGCCGCCUCCUCCUCCGCCGGGGCCUUCGCCGCCUCCGCGCCCUCCGUUGCAGCCAUGGAGUCCUCCACCUCUGCCACCCUCCUGCUGAGCAGCUGUCACCCUCCCCGCAGCCUUCUUCUCCAGCUGGGCCUUGCCUCCACGUGCUCGCCUGGCUUUCGAAGCCCCGGCCUGUGCAGUCCUGGCCGCCAUGUCUCUCCUGGCGGCCCUAGGGCUGGAGUUAGACAGGGCCCUGCUCCCAGCUAGCGGGCUGGGCUGGCGGGUGGACUAUGGGAAGCUCCCCCUGGCCCCCGCCCCCCUGGGUCCCUAUGAGGCCCUGGGGGGAGCCCUGGAGGGGGGGCUUCCUGGGGGGAGCGAACCCUUGGCAGGUGAUGGCUUCUCAGACUGGAUGACAGAGCGGGUGGACUUUACUGCCCUGCUCCCCCUGGAGCCCCCAAUGCCCCCCAGUGCCCUCCCGCCACCAUCUCCUUCUCCUUGCCCUCCAGACCUCGAGGCCAUGGCCUCCCUGCUGAAGAAGGAGCUGGAGCAGAUGGAGGACUUCUUCUUGGAUGCUCCACUCCCGCCCCCUUCCCCGGUGCCUGUGCCCCUCCCUCUCCCCCCUUUUGACCUUCCCCAGGCCCCUCUGGAUACCCUUGAUCUGCUGACCUUCUACUGCAGUGGGGAGCAUGGGCGGGGUGAGGGGGAAGGCGGGGAGGUCUUCCGAGCCCCCCUGCCCACCUCGUCAGCCCCCCGGCCAGCCCCUUACCCAGUAUCCUCCUCGAGGGGGGACCGCAAGCAGAAAAAACGUGACCAGAACAAGUCAGCUGCGCUCAGGUACCGCCAGAGGAAACGGGCUGAGGGGGAGGCCCUGGAAGGCGAGUGCCAGGGCCUGGAAGCCCGAAACCGGGAGCUUCGGGAACGGGCAGAGUCUGUGGAGCGUGAGAUCCAGUACGUGAAGGACCUGCUCAUCGAGGUGUACAAGGCCCGAAGCCAGAGGCUGAGGAGCACUUAGCACAUGGGGGCCAUCCUGGCCUCACUUCCUCCCUCCUGGAGGGGGCAGGGCAAAGGCUAGGCCUUGCAAGUGAAUGGGACCCCUCCCCACCCAGGGAGGCUUCCUACCCCUUUCUGUAAAUAUGCCUUGGUCAAGGGGUGGGCAUUGACCUCAGGAAAGUUAAGGGGGGACUCCCCUCCAAGUCUGGGGCUGUAAAACAGCUCUGGGGCCUCAUUCGAAGAUUAGGCCAAAGGAGCUGGGGCUGGGGAGUGGUUGGGCAAGGGAUGGUGGUGGUGGCUAUUGGCUGGGAGAUGAGGUGGGAGGGGAAAGGGGAGGAGCCACACCUGGGGCUUUGUAACUAAUAAACAGGUUGUCCUGGA
This is a messenger RNA of Vombatus ursinus (common wombat), 1360 nucleotides long. RefSeq names its product activating transcription factor 5 (gene ATF5). The coding region runs from base 201 to 1001 and encodes 266 amino acids. NCBI's taxonomy places the organism in Eukaryota, Metazoa, Chordata, Mammalia, Diprotodontia, Vombatidae. Gene Ontology annotation, molecular function: RNA polymerase II transcription regulatory region sequence-specific DNA binding; DNA-binding transcription activator activity, RNA polymerase II-specific. Gene Ontology annotation, cellular component: nucleus. The transcript is spliced from 3 exons. The record is from RefSeq and is a predicted model, not a curated record. Gene Ontology annotation, biological process: regulation of transcription by RNA polymerase II.